UCAAAUAACCAAACCCUCACUGGACAUUUCCGUCACUACGUCGAGAGUAGCAGUCGUUCGUUUAUAAGCCCCCUACAUAGUGCACCAACCUAGUGAUUAGGAGAUGGAUUUGGAAGGGUGUUAUUCCUGACUAUUCGGAUUUGCUCUGUUGGGUGGACUGGCGUGUUUUAUCUUCUCUGUCAUGAAGUGAAUUGAAACGGGAUCUGGGGAGACUUGGGUGUUUUCGGCGGUACGUUUGUUGGAUUUCAAGGACAAAUCCUCACCAAAAAUUACUGAUGUGUUUAUUUAAAAAAAAAAAAAAGAGCUGGAAGUACACGGAAAGAGUGAUUUGUUUGCUUUAUUUAGUCAUUAGGAUGGAGCGUCUGACUGUUGACACAGUGGAUAAACUUUUACGACAGUCUCGUGGAGGAGAUUUGAAACAAAACCCCGUUUUCUGAAUCAUUUCUUGGAGACUGAACGAUUUCUGGCAGACUUCUCGGAUGGAGCUGGCUAGAUAACAGUUAGCCGGCUAGCUAACUAGCUUGCAGUGCUAACUGUCCGAAGAUGGAUAUUCAUUUUUAGUCAAGAUAGCCCCCUAAAGGAGAAAUAUAAAUUAUUCGGCUUAAAAAGGACAUUUGAGUGAGUUGCUGGCUCAAACCUGUUUUAACACCGUGUUACUGGUCACUGUAACACUGUAACUGUUCAUGUAACGUGCCUGGAGAGACGCGGUGUCAUCAUAGACCUGAGAUACUUUGUGGUCUAACAACAAAUAACACUUCUACAGCUGGGACAAACUUCCCUGGACUGCUAUUUCUAAAACAAUGGGUUCAUUAAAAGCCCUCCAGGAGUGGUGUCGAGUGCAGUGUGGGGGAUACAAUGAUGUGGAGAUUAAGAACAUGGCAGCGUCCUUCAGAGAUGGACUGGCUUUCUGUGCCAUCAUACACAAACACAGGCCUGAUUUAAUAGACUUUGAUGCCCUCUCCAAAGAAAAUGUCUACGAGAACAACCGGUUGGCAUUUGAGGUGGCAGAGACAGAGCUGGGUAUCCCGGCCCUGUUGGACGCAGAUGACAUGGUGUCUAUGAAAGUGCCUGACCGUCUCAGUGUCAUAACCUACGUGUCGCAAUACUACAACUAUUUCACCAACAAAUCUCAAGCUAAUCCUCCCUGUAUGAAGAGACCGGCCAGUUCAGGUCAAAUUGAACCAGCAAUAAAGAAAUCUCCCACACCCCUCGAAGACAAAACCAUAACAUCUGAGUCGAAUGCAGACAGCCAAUCAAAACGCAACACUCUGAGCAGUACGUGUGCUGCCUGCGAGAAACAUGUUCAUCUGGUACAGAGGUUCCUAGUCGAUGGUAAACUCUACCAUCGCAACUGUUUCAGGUGUAUGGAAUGUAGCAGCACUUUAUUGCCUGGCUCUUAUAAGCUUGUGGGAGAUGCUGGAUCUCUGGUCUGCACACACCACUUCACCAGGAUAUCGUCAAACAGCCAGAACGGCCGUCCAGAUCUGAGCAAGCAACUUAGCCCACUAUCAUCCAACUCCAGCCCUGAAUCCACUCCAAGUGGGGAAGGUUUGGAAAAAGCACUGCCAGAGUGCUCGGAUGCCAAUGAACACAUCACUCCAUCUGAUGACUUGCCCAAAACACACUCUCUGGAGAGAGAGACCAGCCAGAAUGAAAAGGGAGGGAAAGAGAUAAGAGAGGAAUUUGAGGAUGGUGUGAAAGUACAGAUAGAACCCUGCCCUCCAAGUCCGCCAAAUCCUUUUGAUGAAUCUGACAAAGAAGAACUAAAAGAGGAAGAGCAGCCGGAGGCAGCUACAGAAGUCGCUAAUGGAGACCUUCCUGUGACCUCAACAAGGAGCACCGCUGAAGAGAAUCGACCAGUACCUGCCCCUAGAAAAGUGUCCGAUUCCUCCCCUCCUGUGCGUCCUGUGCCCAGGCCACGCCCACCAAGACCUUUGCAGAGUCCAGCAGUCAGCGAAAACGAAGGUGAUCGCAGACCAGUUCCACGUGAAAGGUCCCAGUCACCUGCAAGCUCCAUUCAGUCCAGUGACAAUCCUAAAACCAAAGACCCUCCCUGGCUGGCUCUUGUCAAACAAGAGUCCAAGAAAAAGUUGGCUCCUCCUCCUCCCAGAGCUCUAGCCACUCCUCCUCAUUCAUCAUCCACCCCUGCCAAGAUCGAGGAGGAAACUCGUCCAGCCACACCCCCCAACCCCUUUGAUGAUGAGGACAAUGAGGAGGCAACGGCCGAAUCCACAGAAGUGCCAGUUCCGUCUUCUGUGGUUGCAGUCCAUCCGUGGUACGGGAUUUCCCAGACUGCUGAAGGCACUACUGAGGACCCCACCCACACCAAGUGUCCAGGAAGUGGCAGGAGCAAAAAACGGCCAGCGCCCAGAGCUCCAAAAUCUGUUCCUACAGCUCUUCCUUCUUCUCAGUCUUCCUCUGCCUGUCCCUCUCCAGCUCUGAGCACUGAGAGCCUGUCCUCCUCUUCAUCAGACCACGGCUUCUCCCGACCCGCUGCCACAACCUCUGCUUCCCCACGACAAUCCGUUACCGAACAGGAACAUCUGUUCACCAAAAGCGUGUCAGAGCCGUCAAUUAGCAGUCCUGGCUCCUCCCCCUCAGCUCUUUCCUCUGAAACCAAGCCACUUCUAUCACCUAGUCCCUCUCCGUCACACCCCCACAGUAAUAAUACUUGCUCAGCACCAGCCACACCCGAGACAAACAGGAGCGCAGGAAGCAAAGUGAUGAGACCGCCCCCUCCACGCCCACCAGCUGCACCAAGUCCUCUGAUUAGCUCUCAUUCCUCACAGCAAAAUACACCCAAGCGGGUAAACCCUUUUAAUAGGAAAGCUUCCCCAACAGUCACCUCACCACAGUCCAGACCCCCUAAAGGCCCUCGACCUGCUCGCCCUCCUGCCCCUGGACACGGCUUCCCUCUCAUCAAACGCAAGGUACAGUCCGAUCAGUACAUCCCUGUUGAGGACAUACAUGUGGAGAUGGGGACACUUGAGAGGCAGUUGGAUGAGCUGGAGCAGAGAGGAGUGGACCUGGAGCAGAGGCUCAGAGAAUGCUCUAAUGAGGAAGAGGAGGAGCGGCUGCUGGUGGACUGGUUCACUCUGAUUCAUGAGAAACAUCUACUGGUACGCAGAGAGGCUGAGCUGGUGUACACGGUGAAGCAGCAGCAUCUGGAAGAAAGGCAAGCUGACGUGGAGUAUGAGCUUAGGUGUCUCCUCAACAAACCAGGUGUGUUUUUCUGGUUCCCACCCAAAAUAAACCAGAACACACCUGAUUCAAAGAAAGAGUGGAAUGAUGAGGAUCGCGACCGGGAGAAGCAGCUGAUGGACGAGUUGGUGACCAUCAUCGAGCAGAGGAACCAGAUCAUCAACACCAUGGAUCAGGACAGACAGAGGGAAGAGGAGGAGGACAAGCUAGUGGCUGCCAUGUUAAAGAAAAAAGAGUUCCAUGGCGAGAGUGAACACAGGAAGAAGCCCGGGAAGUUUAAACCCAUGAAAGUGCUGAAAAGGCUGAGCCAUAAAGGUGAAGUCACAAAGAGCCCAAGUCCAAGGAAGGAAAAAAGCUGAGAACGAUACAUGGACUGACACGUUCAUUUAAAUCUAAGGCUUCAGCAAGUUCCUCCUGAACUCUUUAAUGAGUAAAAUGACUCCUAAUUGGCUGGGUGCAAACUGACACCCUGAACACAGCCACUUCUCAUUAUAACUUACCUUUAUACACCAGUUGCAGUGUCAUUAAUUAAUGAGGAGCUCAAGCCUGACAAUGGCUUUUACCUCGUACCUUUUCAUUACUAAAUCCAAAUCUGAAGAAAAUGUCAUUUAUCCUGAAUAGCUGAUCAGCCAAGACAUGCUUAGCAUUUGCCAUUUACAUUUUUUGCACUGGAUCAUGUGUGGUAGCCUGCGGAAAUCCUUCUCAUGGUGACCAUUUCUGCUGUAUGUAGUUCUGGAAACAACAGACUUUCCUCAACUUUUUUGUUUUGCAUGCAUCUGAAUCACAAGUAGUUAAUGGAUUUAAAAAUUCCUUCCCUGAUUUUUCCGAUGAGUUUUCCCAAAGUACCACAAAGAAGCAUUUCUUUAAGAUUUGGAACAUUUGUCAUUCUGCUGAGAAGCAAAAAUGAAAAAAAUAUGCAAGAAUGGUUAACAUCGGGUAUGAGAAGGUUGGUUUGCUCAAUCGUGCAUUUUAGGUAUUUAACUAAUGUCUUGGUGUGGUGUGUGUGAAGUGUAACAUGCAUUUAGGAUCUCUUGAAGCAUGAGGCAUGGAGAACGGGUGGACGAGCAGAAACCGCAAGCUUUUAAAAAUGUAUAUCUAUACAUGUACAGUCUGGUGCUAGGGACGGUUUCUGAUGCAACUCUCAUGCAGAGCUAUUACCCAUCAUCCAUUGCACUUUCUCAGUGUAGAAACAUGAUUCAAAUGUAUCUGAGUUGGAAGAGAGUGAUGACUCUUAACUGGGUUCAGUUGAGGUCAUGUGCAAAACCCUGGUUUCAAAACAUUAAAUCAGCAAUUGAGCAUCAUAUACCUGGAUCAAUCGCCUAAUCAUGCAGUUAGCAAGGAACGGUUUCAUGGAUACGCUAAUAAUGCUAUUAUAAUACAGCAUGUACAGUCAGUUUCUUGUCUGCGUGUAUAAAACUUGCUGCGUCUAAUGUAAAAAGGAAGCCUUCUUAACAUUAGCUAUUUCUUUACCAUUAAAGAUACACAAACUGACUAACUUUUUAAAUGUAGUAAUAUUUUAUUACCAUAAAAUUGCUCAGCAUUUUUAGAAAGCCCAGGAAAUGCCACCUUUGCAAUACCAUGUUUAAUUCAUACUCUUAGAAAUGCCUUGGCGUGUUUUGAGUGAAAUGUUCGGUUUUAGUCUCUGUUGUUUAUGUAUUUAUAACAAAAGUCUUGAUGUAGAAUAUGUAUAUGUAUCUCGAUAUAGAUGUCGCCGUUUCCGUAUGUUUGUUUUAACUCUGUAUGUUUGAGUCUUUGUGCCUCUAAGUUAAAAAAAAAAAAAAAAAGGGCUUUCGUUGCAUAAAAAUGUGUUUAAAAACAUG
Hemibagrus wyckioides is the source of this 5021-nucleotide messenger RNA. It is a transcript of the gene micall1a, whose product is annotated as MICAL-like 1a. Gene Ontology annotation, molecular function: protein binding. Lineage: Eukaryota; Metazoa; Chordata; Actinopteri; Siluriformes; Bagridae. Bases 801 to 3560 code for a protein of 919 amino acids. The transcript has 16 exons. The record is from RefSeq and is a predicted model, not a curated record.